ACAGAUUAGAAGAGCACAGUAAGGACCGAUAGUGUGAUGCCUUAUUAUCUGUUUGCAACUCAUCAGGUUUUUUUUCAAUUGUAUUGACUUCCCUAAGAUCAUUUUACUAGUGACACUCAGGUGCUGAUGUCUCCCUUUCUGCUUACACACUGUAGCUUACUUCAAGCUGAUAAGAGUCAUUCCUCUUCCUUCCUGUUAUCAGACUGGCUUGGAGUAGGUGCCAAUGCACAGAAUGAUAUCUUUCUGUUAGCAAAAUGACCUGCCUUUGUGAAUUUCUAUUCCGAAUGGAGAAGUCCGGGUCGCUCAGCUUUAUUUUGAAAUCUAUUUAAAUAGUAUUUUUGUGUCUCUGUGCUUGCUGGUGAAAACGUGCUAGCAACACAGGAGUCCACAGUUAAUAUCUCACACGGCUUGUUGAAGUGAUCCGGGUACAAUAACAUGGACAGAGAUGAAGAAAACUACUACGGAAAACACGGUGAACCAAGGAAAUUUGACCCGAAGUUCAGAGGACCUAUUCAUAACAGGCAUUGUACAGAUGUCAUUUGCUGUGUGAUUUUCAUAGUCGUCAUUCUGGGUUACAUUGCAUUAGGAAUUGUGGCUUGGGUGCAUGGUGACCCGAGGAAAGUGAUUUAUCCAACCGACAGCUAUGGACAGUUCUGUGGUCAGAAAGAUACCCUCAAUGAGAACAAGCCUAUUUUGUUUUACUUUAACAUUCUGAAAUGUGCCAGCCCCAUAGUGUUAAUAAACCUACAGUGCCCUACAACACAGCUUUGUGUCUCAAAGUGCCCCGACAGGUUUGCAACCUACAUCGAUGUUCAGGCCUCCUAUAGAUAUAAACCGGAUCAGUGGAAUUACUUCAAGCAGUUCUGUAAACCCGGUUUUAACAAUCCCCGCAAGUCUGUUACUCAAGUCCUACGUGAUGAAGAUUGUCCUUCGAUGAUCAUUCCAAGCAGGCCUUUUCUUAAGCGAUGCUUCCCAGACUUCUCCACGAAGAAUGGUGUGCUAACCGUGGCAAAUCAGACUACGUUCAGAGAUGGAAGAGGGAAAAUGAGAAAUGUAACUGAUCUCAGGGAAGCUGCAAACGGCAUCAAUAAUGUCCUGGAUGCAAGAUCAGUUGGAAUGAAAAUUUUCGAAGACUAUGCCAUUUCUUGGUAUUGGAUUUUAAUUGGGCUGUUCAUUGCAAUGAUUGUGAGUCUGCUCUUCCUUGUGUUAUUGAGGUUCACGGCUGGGGUUCUCUUCUGGAUUUUCAUCUUUGGUGUGAUUGGAAUUAUAGGUUAUGGCAUCUGGCAUUGUUACUGGGAGUAUGAUCAUCUUAAAGGAAUACCUGGAUCUGACCUCACUGUUUACGAUAUUGGAUUCCAGACAGACUUCAGAGUGUACCUGCAACUGAGACAAACAUGGUUAGCAUUUAUGAUAAUCCUUUGUGCUGUUGAGGUCAUAAUCAUGCUGAUGCUGAUCUUCCUAAGGAAUCGGAUCCGGAUUGCUAUUGCACUGUUGAAAGAAGGUAGUAGGGCUAUUGGCUAUAUAAUGUCUACAUUGUUCUAUCCGAUCGUCACCUUCAUACUCAUUGCAAUUUGUAUUUCCUACUGGGCUGUGACAGCUGUUUUUCUGGCUACAUCAGGAGAACCUGUGUAUAAAGUAAUGGCUAAUCAAACACUGUGCAAAUAUGCAAACCUGACUUGUGACCCAGAGACUUUUAACAAAACCAAUGUGACUAAAUUGUGUCCAGGUGCUCAGUGUACUUUUGCUUUCUAUGGAGGAGAAAGCCUUUACCAUAAGUACAUCUUCAUCUUCCAGUUAGCCAAUGCCUUUGUCUUUCUCUGGCUGGUGAACUUCGCAAUUGCACUGGGUCAGUGUACCCUUGCUGGUGCCUUUGCCUCUUAUUACUGGGCCUAUCGAAAACCAGCUGAUAUUCCACUGUGGCCACUCUUCUCUUCAUUUGGACGAGCAAUACGUUACCAUACAGGUUCACUGGCAUUUGGAGCCUUAAUUCUUGCAGUUGUCCAGCUUAUUAGGGUAAUACUGGAGUACUUGGAUCACAAACUGAAAGGUACACAGAACUCCUUCACUAGAUUUCUACUCUGCUGCCUCAAAUGCUGUUUCUGGUGUUUGGAAAAAUUCUUAAAAUUUAUAAACAGAAAUGCCUACAUCAUGAUCGCCAUAUAUGGUAAAAACUUCUGCACCUCGGCAAAGGAAGCAUUCUUUUUGCUCAUGCGGAAUGUGGUGAGAGUGGCAGUUCUGGACAAAGUUACAGACUUCCUUUUGUUCCUGGGGAAGAUUCUUGUUGCUGGUGGUGUAGGUGUUCUGGCGUUCUUUUUCUUCACACAGAGAAUACCAAUUUUUGCACAGGAAGCACCAACGUUAAAUUACUACUGGGUGCCAUUGUUGACGGUCAUUAUAGGCUCCUACUUAGUUGCACACGGGUUCUUCAGCGUCUAUGCAAUGUGUGUUGACACGCUUUUCCUCUGCUUUUGUGAAGACCUGGAAAGAAAUGAUGGAUCUACAGCAAAACCCUACUUCAUGUCAGCUAGCCUUCACCGAAUUCUAGGGAAGAAGGAACUAAGUCCUAAGAAGGCAGUGGGAUAACAAAUACUAAACCUCAACAUCAAAACAGUGUCACUUUUAAGCAAAACAUGUAUAAAGUAGGCAACAGUAAAAACUGUAAAUGAUGCUUCUGGUUAAUGGGUGAUUCUUUUUUUCCUUUUGCUUAUAUCUAAAAAAAUGAGCAACAUUGGUAACAUUUCACUAGUUUAAAUGCUUAAACUAACAGCUGUGAAAACAAGGCCACGAUUUUAGUUUAUAGAGUGCCUAUGAAAAGGAAAAUGUAAAUUUGAAGCUUUUUUAAGUCUAUAAUGAUGUUUUAAUAACUUUUGUAACACAAGUUGCUGCCUUAGAUGACAGCAGUUUUGAUAAUGUUUCUUUUUAUAAGUGUAUAUUUGUAAAAGAAAUUCAGGCAAUUUUUUUAAAGCACUAACAUAUAACCUAAUUAGCCAUAAAAAGAUAGUUCAAGACUCUCUAAUUAACCGGGAGAUGGUACUAAAUUUGUAAAUAUGGUGCUAUGAUUGUAUUUUUUUGUACAAGCUGGUUCACAGCUAUUUAAACUGUGAUUAUACAUGCAUUAAUGAUUCCCUACACUGAAAAAUGUAGUGAUAUUUUAAUCACAUCCACAACUGCAUCUUUUAAGAAACGAUGGUACCCUGCGGGUCCCGAAGAGGACAGUCGGAGCAGACUACAGCUGGCACUGCUUGAAGUGGAGUGUUCUGUGAGUUGUGCUUAAAAGAUGACAUAACUGCAAGAAGGUCCCACUGCACUUGAAGUGAUUUGUGGUUCACACAAAUGAGGUUCCAUCUGGUACAAGAUGGUGAAUGUAUCAUUUUUAGCUGAUAUCCAAGAGAGAUGCACUUGUGUUAAUAUCCCCUUAUCUCUAAUGAGUCUCUGAUUGUCUUCUACAUUAUGAGGAAGUUGAGCUUCACUGAAAAGAAAACCAAAUGCAGUCUUUUUUUCCUUAGAAGAAAGUCUUGGUUGUACCUGUGCACAAGGAAUUCCAUUGCCUCUGCCUAGCUCAGAAGGGCUUUUUAAGGAGAUGUUGCAAUGACCAUGCAGGUGCUGAGGGCCCAGCAUGCUCUUUCUGUGGGUCUCCAGGCUCUCAGUUGCUCACACAGUAAGGUAUUAAGACACUGAACUAGGGUCUUCUCAUGAUACAACAUGAAUUAUUUAGCUACUGAAGGAUGCUCCAAAAGAUUUAGUUUGCAUUUUGAUUGUUAAAUUUGCCUGGUCAGUAGUACAAAAUUGGUAGAAAGCACAUUAAUGUUCUGUUCAGUUUUAUGACUUCCCGUUAGUAGAACUGUCACUGAGGUCAGUAACAGCUCUGCUCGUGGAAGAAGUCUGACUCUGGAGUACUUCUCGAGCCUGUUAGUGCCAGGAGCUGAGCUGUAAAGGUUCCGGUUUAUGAGUCUCAUGGAUGGCCAAGGACCCAACCAUACUGAAGCCUGCCUUGAGUUUUCAUGCUCCUGCUGUGCUGACUAAGGUAUCCCGUUACUGUCAGCUUUCCUGGAGUGGCAUGUGCCAUACCUCUGCCAGACCCGUUACAGGAGUUCAGCACCUGGAAAUACUUUUCUAGCCCCAGGAGUCUGUUGUUGUCACAAAGAAAAAAGCAAAUUCUUUUCCAUAUGAUUUAAAUGCAAGUUUCUAGGGAAAAUUUGCUGAUGAUCCACAUCCUAAAGUGAUUUUGCUCUCUAACUUAUGGCUACAGUUUGUGGUGCCUGUAGUCACUCCAAAAGCAGAAAUAGUACAACAGCUCUGGGGGCACUCAGUGCAUAAAGCAAUCGCCACCCGUGUGCUUGCAGCCAUGGGCAGGACAGGAUCUUGAAAUCCUGUGAACUGAGGUGCAAGGGAUGGGAUCCCCAUCCAUAUUCUCUGUGACCCAACGGGCACUGUAGCCCUUUCCCCUGAAGCAGAAAUGAAUGAUUCAGUUUAGGACUCAAAUGAUGUGAAAGAAAGACGUACAGUUUCAAACAUAUCCACUGACUGUGGGCACCUCCGGUUUUUGCUACCCUCCCUGGACAUACCCUGGAGUAACCUGCCUGUCAGAAAGGGCUGAGAAACCCACCCUGAGAAACCAGACUCGACUGAUGACAUUUUUUGUUGUCGUUUUCAUUCCUUUCUCAUGCCGUGUACCGUAUUCAAUAUAGAACCCCCUGUUCUUCUAAUCACCUCUGAGAACUAAGUAACUUUUUGGGGUAUGUGUCACCAUUCUGUGAUUAAAAAAGCUGCUGGUCUGAUUACAGUCUGUGUGCUAAAGCUUUUUGUGGGUGUUUUAAUACUACUGUGUGAUUAGUUUGCAGCUAAAGAAACUGCAUUAAGUAAUCAGUAUUUCUACUGGACUUGAGUGUCUUACUGGGAGCUCAACUGAAAAAGCGUAUUGCUGAAUGCAGCGUGCUUUUUUAUCAUAUGAAUGUAACUGUAGAGUUUACUAGGAAUAAAGCAUAAUAGAAUAGUAUACACUUAUUUGAUUAGAAGACUUUUGUAACAAAACUAUGCAUUUACUAAAGGGAUUUCUAAAAGUGAAAGUUUUAAAUUGUAUUAUUAUUUAUAUACAGUCAAAAUAUAUAUGUUUAAAUUUGCUCCACUCACUAUUUUGUGAAAUUAUUAGAAUGUAAGUGAUCAUCAUUUCUGAGAAGAAAAUUUAAAGCCAUUUUCUUAAUGAUAUAAUUAUGAGAACUGUGAAAAUGCAAAGCAAUACCAUGUAGAUUUUGUAAUCAAUAAAUUGAAUAAAUAAAUCAUAAUGAUUUAAUAUUAAAAUUGGCUUUUUAAAAAUAAAUUGCUAUUAAUGAAUUAAGUAGAAAUUAAUGCAAGUAUUUGCUUGGGAAAGAAUCACUUAAGACUAACUUAUUGUAGUAGUUCCUAACUAAUCCUCUGGGCUGGUCUGCAGACUUAAACCCCAGAGGAGGUACCGGUAGCAACGUUUAUGGAUUUGGACAUUUGCUUUGUUGCUUGAUUUAGUAUGAGAUUCCAAAUUCCUUUCUUUCCCUUAGGGAAUGGGAUGUGUGGCUGUCCAUAACAAGGAUAGCUGUGUCACAUCCGCUUUGCUCCCGAGCCACCGGCUGUGGGUGCCAAGGUGCCCACGAGGCAGGGCCAGCCCUGGAUGGAGGGAUAGGAGCCGGUGAUGUGAGCUUGGACUUUGCUCACAGCGCAGCAAAGAGAGCCUGGACCCGGGAACCUGACAGGAGCCUGGUGGGCUGCGGUGUGGAGGGUUCGUAGGUGGAGGUUCUGUCUGGCCCAUGGCUGGGUGCCUCCGCUCUAGGAGAAGCUUUGGAGAGACAGAGUGGCCCUGCAGAAAAACCCUUUCCCAUGAAAAGAUAAAACUCUUGAAGAUCUCAAACAAGCAGAAUGUAGAAACUGAGGGACAGUAGAAAACACCCGCAAUCACACCCAUGCCAUCAUGUUCGGUUUAGUCCUGGUUGGGUCCAUUGUGUCUCCUGUGAUGUAUGAAUGGAUGGCUUUCAUUUAUGUGAUUUAUACCAAAGUUUUAAUGUCAAGCCUUCAAAUUUUGUAAAAAAAAAAAAAAAAAAAAAAGACAAAAAGUGGCCCCAGGAACAAAAUAAAGAGAAAAGGGAUGGGAUCCUUUCUUAUGCUAAGGGAUUUUUUUCCAGUAGUACUUGGUGGCUGUUCCAGGGAUGCUGAAUUGUCUGUAAAUGUUGGUAUUUACAGUAUGAAAUGUUGUACUGUUGCAUGUUGGGCCGUAGAACAGGAGGCGGCUUUGGUGGAUGCAAAGUCCCGCUGGUUCUGUGACAGUCAGUAGGUGUUCUUCGACAAAUGGGCUGCCAGGGACACGACUGGGAAGAACAGAGCGGCUGUUGCGGUAGCGCAGAAUAUCUCCCUGUGGCCGGCGGCUCAGCCCAGACAGCUGCGGCCUCGCUGACAAAGUGCCUUACUGGCCGCUAUUUUAACUUGUAUUUUGAAAUUUAUUCACAGCAUGUAGACUACAAAACAGAAAAGCUAGAUAGGAAAACCAGUACUGUCUUUAUUUCAAAUGAACUGAUAUGGAAUGGAUUGUAGUGGUCUGGUCGGGUGUCUUGGAGCUGUGUGGUGCAGCACACGCCGUCUCCCUGUUGUUGUCAGAUCAUGGAAGCAGACUCUGUGGUCCGGGGAGAAGCGCACAAGGGUUGUGGUGUUGCAAGUAAAUAAAACCAAUGCAAAACUGUUCCAGUUUUAGUAGGAGAUUUUUUGAUAGCUUUAAUCUCUGGUAGAGUGAACUUCUGGGCCUGUCCCGCUCUGGGUUACAGCGCACAGACAUGCGGUACCUGCAGUGCCGCGGGGAGAGUGGGGCUCCGGCCACCUGACAGAGGGAAAAACACUGGCAAAUACAUGGAAUGUUGCUGUAACACAUCUGUUUGCAUGUCCGUAAGCAUCAAGUUCAUUCUCCAUUUCAAGACUGAUAAUUUGCUAUUCUGGAAGUGUUUUAUAAAUUAUUCUAAAUUUUCUAACUUUUGAUACAGGUGAUGAUUUUUGAGGUAAUACCGAAUUUGUACUGCGCGGUAAUCAACUAGAAAGAUAAUUAACUGUUCCUUCAUGUUCCGUAACACCGGUGUGACCGAUACUGAAGUUGUCUGUUACUCCACGAGACAGAAAACUCCACGUUUUUGUCCCAAAUAAAGGCUUGUUAAGU
Molecule: messenger RNA, 7165 nt
Organism: Cuculus canorus (common cuckoo)
Lineage: Eukaryota; Metazoa; Chordata; Aves; Cuculiformes; Cuculidae
Gene: SLC44A5
Product: solute carrier family 44 member 5
Exons: 22
Coding region: 436-2583 (715 amino acids)
Biological process (GO): transmembrane transport
Cellular component (GO): membrane
Molecular function (GO): transmembrane transporter activity
Source: RefSeq, a predicted model, not a curated record